This is a messenger RNA of Annulohypoxylon maeteangense, 2322 nucleotides long. Its product is annotated as cysteine proteinase. Gene Ontology annotation, cellular component: cytoplasm. Bases 642 to 2150 code for a protein of 502 amino acids. NCBI's taxonomy places the organism in Eukaryota, Fungi, Ascomycota, Sordariomycetes, Xylariales, Hypoxylaceae. The record is from RefSeq and is a predicted model, not a curated record. Gene Ontology annotation, molecular function: cysteine-type deubiquitinase activity. Gene Ontology annotation, biological process: ubiquitin-dependent protein catabolic process; protein deubiquitination. The transcript has 7 exons.
AUUAAAUAGGAAUAAAACAAGAGGGAAAAGAAAGAUGCAUUCAUAGAGGUAUGAGGUUUCAAAUUACUCAUCUCUGUGCUUCCCAAACAUCAAAGCCUUGCUGGGUCAGGUUUAAUGCACCAAGCAAACAACAUAAUCCUAACAGUCUAAAAGCUCAGCAAAAUGGACAAAACAAUCCCCAAUAGAAAUUAUUGUCGCUUGAUUUGGCGGUUUCGUCGUAUUUAAGUUACCCCUAUUUUACAGAGUACUAGGACCUAGGUACUUAACUUAACCCCUUAUCCGAAAACACUAUUUCCAACCUCAACUCACUACACACUUUUAAAAACUAGUCGUGUAUUUGUAUGAGUCAAGACCUGUGUUUUAUAGUCUUGAAUUUGGGAAGAACCGCUCUUUCCAUCUUCAGGCGUCCUGCGAGUUUGGUUAGAGAUCUAUUUCCAACUCCAAACUUCCUUUUGACCUCGCACCUUUACUUUGGUUCAUAACAGAUACAAAUCUUUCAAUCUUCAAUAUACACUCACGCCAAUCACCUCACCCCCACUAAGGUAGACUUUUUUUUUUAUCUUUUUUUUUUACUCGCUCACUUCCCGUGAACUCCUACCUUUACGCCAGUAUCACAUGAUACCUAAUUGAGACCAUUCCUAAUGGCUACACAUGAGCCCAAGAGUGAACCCCCGGUGGGCCAUACCGAAAGAAUGGAUAGAUCAUCCCCCCUCAAAUGCGACGAAGGCGAUACCGAUGUCCUGUCCCAGACACACAUUCAGCCAGCGGAUCAAGUUCCUGACGGAAAUACCGGUUUCCGACGUACAACAAGAUUGAAAAAGCCACCUACCAGAUAUGAUGAAGAAUAUGUCAAUCUUGCCCCUGAAUCACCUGCACGGCCAGCUGUAAAGCAACCUCGCCCAAAACGGAAGGCUGCUCAGGUUGCUACGGAUAACAUCGUCCCUGAAGAUGCCGCCCCUAUUCUCGAGGAUGUCCUAACUCGAAUGUUUCCGGACGAGCGUAAGGAAUAUGAAGGUUGGGUCGAACUUGAAUCCGAACCAGGCUUCUUCAAUGCGAUGUUACAAGAGUUAGAGGCGAAAGACUUCAAAGUCCAAGAAGUCUACGGCCUCGACGCGGAUAUACUAGGAUUCCUACCGAAACCGGUGCAUGGGCUCAUAUUCUUGUUCGAAUAUGAAGGUGAUAAUGAACCAAACGACGACAGCCGUGGGGACUGCCCCGAUGAUCUUUGGUUUGCGAACCAGACGACCGCUAAUGCCUGUGCUACUGUUGCACUCAUGAACAUCAUCAUGAAUGCUGAAGACACCAGUCUCGGUACCCAACUCCAGGAUUUCAAGGACUGUACCAAGGCGCUGCCACCACCUCACCGAGGAAACGACCUCGAUAAGAAUGACUUCAUUCGAAGCAUUCACAAUUCAGUCGCGAGACGUAUCGAUCUCAUUGCCGAGGACUUGGCUCUCGAUAAUAAGUACGAAGAAUCAUUAAAGAAGAGGAUGCAGAAGUCAUCUCGUGCCAAGCGCUCAAAGGCAAAUGUUGAAACUAACUAUCACUACAUUGCCUACGUACCCAGGAACGGUCAAAUAUGGGAACUCGACGGGUUGAAAUCAAAGCCUUUAUGCCUUGGUAAUGUUGAAGGCUCGUGGCUUGACACAGCGAGCGCAGCUAUCCAGGAACGCAUGAUGCGCAAUUCAGAGUACUCAUCAUACAGCCUCCUAGCGAUCUGCCAGUCGCCGCUUAAGACACUAUGUACGGAGCUCGCAACAAGCCUCGCCUGUUCCCGCACCUUACACGAACGCUUCAGCAAAGAUUCCACUUGGGUCGUCCCGGAUCCGUCGGAGAUAUUUACCAACAUGCGCCCAGAGCAACGGAAUAUGACGUCCGAGAGCCUUGACAAGGCCGAACUCACAGAAUCCUUCGUGGCUAAGACAAGCCGUCUUGACUUCGACGCUGCGGCGGCAUUAGAGUUGGCACAGGAACUAAAGACGGAGCAGGACUCCCUAAACGCACAAUACAUCGCUGAACUGGCAGCUGUCGACGAGGCCGUAGAGACGGUGCGCGGACGACAGCGCGAUUACACGCCGGCUAUACAUCAGUGGGUGAAGGCACUUGCCGAGAAGGGGGUUCUAAGGGAGUUUAUCCAAGAGAUGGGAUAGAAUAUCUGGGUAGUGAAACUUCUGGGUAUGGUGAGGAUUAUUUCUAGAAAAGCAACUUGAUUAGACGAGCUGGUGAGUUAGUGAGUUAGUUAGUACUACUUAUAAUUAGAAAGUCUCACGCCGCGUUGGGUUUCAUAGACCUGGCGUGAAGGCAGGCUAUUUCUACCGACUA